Anopheles moucheti is the source of this 3603-nucleotide messenger RNA. Its product is annotated as chaoptin-like. Gene Ontology annotation, molecular function: protein binding. The transcript has a single exon. The record is from RefSeq and is a predicted model, not a curated record. Bases 1 to 3603 code for a protein of 1200 amino acids. NCBI's taxonomy places the organism in Eukaryota, Metazoa, Arthropoda, Insecta, Diptera, Culicidae. Gene Ontology annotation, cellular component: extracellular matrix.
AUGUUAGCAGUGGUGGCUGUAUUUCUGCUGGUUGGCAGCACAAGAGGUGAAGCGAAAUUUGACUGCGAAUACAAUGAGUGCGAAUUUGUGUUGGACGAUCGUGGUCCAGGGGAGGACAUAAACUCGUACAAGUUUAAUCUCACUGUACAAAGCGGAACUAUUGAGACGAGUUUCGAUGGAUCACGUCUAUCGAUUAUCCCACCGUCCCUGUUCGCUGACUACGGGCACAGAGUGGACGUGUUAAUUAUGCGUGAGGUAGAUAUACAGCGCGUCGAUCCCAACACGUUCGGUGAAGCAUCUGUACUACGAAUGCUGCAUAUACAGUUAAAUCGUAUUCCAAAGCUGCACAACUACAUGUUUCGCAAUGCCACCAAUCUCGAACGCAUCAACUUCGGGAGUAAUCGUAUAAAUGUGGUGGAAGAGUUUACAUUUGUAGGCCAGGAGAAUUUGAAAGUGCUUCGUCUGUCACGCAACAAGAUUAAAGUGUUACCUCGGAAGUUGUUUGCAGGUUUGAAUCAACUAACGGAUCUCCAUCUCGAUCAUAAUCUUGUCGUGGAGUUCCCAAGCAGAUUGUUCGAGAAUCUAUCACUGCUAGAUGAGCUGUAUUUGGCCUUUAACUACAUCGAUAAGCUUACAAAGGACAGCUUUGAAGGAAUGCCUAAGCUAAAAAAGCUAGCGCUACAACAUAAUCGCAUUAGUUUGAUCGAACCAGAAACAUUCAAACCGUUACCUAUGUUAGGCUACCUCUAUUUGCAAUAUAACAUGCUGACUAGCCUAUCGCCAGAGGCGUUCCUGUUGCAGACGAAGCUUGGCUAUCUCGAUUUGAGUUUGAACAAAUUGAAAGGUUUUCCGAAGGAUCUGUUCCGACAAACUGUUGCGCUCGAAGAUCUGAGAUUAAGCGGUAAUCUUCUCAGUCAAUUGCAUCCCGAUCUGUUCGAGAAUCUGUUGAAGUUAGAAGGGCUGCAUAUGGAGAACAAUAAGUUGACAUCGCUCGAUGCGGCACUGUUUAGAAAUCUUCAGAAACUGGAUACACUGCUGCUGGGGGACAAUCAAAUAAGUCACAUUUUACCCGGUACAUUCGAUUCGCUGAAAACGCUCGAACAUUUAGAUCUGAAUAACAAUGGACUCACAACGAUCGAUGGAGGUUUGUUCCGUAAUCUAAGAUUUUUGAAGAAGCUUUACCUCAUGCAUAAUCGUAUCAGCAAGCUAAGCGGCGAAUGUUUGGAUGGCGCUAUUCAGCUAAAAGAAAUCUAUCUGGAUAAUAAUCCGAUUCGAUCGUUCGAUGAAGAGUUUCUCAAGAAGGUUUCGUUGACACGGUUGUCGAUGGACAAGAGUGGGCUGAAGAGCCUACCGAAAAAUCUUUUUGCUAACCAACAGUUUAUGCGUUUACUCUCGCUGGAGGGGAAUAAACUGACCGAGCUAGAUCCGGACACGUUCCAGCCACUUGAACGACUAGAAGAGCUAGAUCUCAGUGACAAUCGGCUGAAAAAUAUCUCGACCAGCAUGGCAAAUCUUUCUCAGCUUGAUGUGCUGGACUUAUCCAAGAAUCGUCUUCGCAGCCUUUCGAACGAUGCGUUUGCCAAUAUGACACAUCUGAAAAAGCUUAACCUUGAAAACAACCAGCUGACAGAAAUUCCACGUGCUGUAACGAAACUUCCAAAGCUGAAAGCGAUGACGUUGGAAAAGAAUAAGAUUAAAUCUACUAAUGUGGUGGAUAACAUGGAACUGAAAGAGCUGUACCUGUCCGAUAAUGAAAUUAGCUCUCUUCAGUUAGAGAAAUUUCCCAGCUUGGAGGAACUAUUUGUGGAAAAUAAUCAACUGCAUAACUUGUCGGAAGCUACGUUCAUCAAUAACAUUAAACUGAAAACUUUAUAUUUAUCAGGAAAUCGUCUUACGGGACCAUUGGAACGUGUGUUUACUAUUCUAACAAAGCUGGAAAUACUCAUUUUGAGCGAUAAUCCAUUAGAUGUUAUAACUAACACCACAUUCCAAGGCUUGGAAAAAUUGGAAGAUCUUACGCUGAAGAAUAUUAGUCUCAGUAGAAUUAGCAACGCACCGUUUGCAUCUCUUCCGCGUUUGGAGAAAUUGGAUCUUUCGGAGAACCGGUUUGCCAGUCUUGAUAAUCAAGCUCUGGCUACCAAUGAAAUGCUAAAAGAAAUUUACCUCAACGAUAACCAUUUCAGCAUCAAUGACUUGAGUGGCUUGGUUGGACUGAAACGUUUGGAAUCGAUCUCUCUUUCGUAUAACAACGUGAUCGUACCAGACACAUUGCUAGCUAACAAAACAAAGCUUACUGAACUGUUCAUACAGGGAAGUACGUUCAGCAAUCUACCGGCUAAGUUCUUCCGUUCAGCGCUAUUGCUCGAAAAGCUGUCCAUCUCCGACAAUAAGCAGUUUGUGAAGCUUCCAAAAGAUUUCUUCGCGGAUGUACCGUAUCUGCGUGAGCUCGUUCUGCUGAACAACAGCCUCUCUAGUCUCGAGACGGGGGUUUUCGAUCCUUUGGGAUCACUAGUGAAGUUGGACGUGUCGGAAAAUCCGUUGAAGUCGCUGCCGGAAGGUUUAUUCGCCAAGACGUUCAGUUUGAUAAGUUUGAGAAUUGCUCAUGCGAAUCUGUCCACCGUACCGUUGGGAAUUUUCGAUAAUCUGUACGCACUGAACGAGCUUGAUCUGAGCAACAAUCAGCUGAAAACGCUUUCGAAGGGUAUUUUCCAUCGUCUCUACUUUCUGCAAACUAUUUCACUGGAUAACAAUCUAUUCGAGAAGCUGGAACCGGCUGUCUUUGAUGGUAUGGAGAAACUGAAAGUAGUGCAUCUGGCCCACAACAAGCUGAGCACCUUGAAUCCCCAGUUGUUUGCCGGACUACCGCUAGAAGCACUCGAUCUUUCGAGCAACAAAUUCGUCUCGUUCGAUGAGAGUGUGAUGGCGUUUGCCAAUCGGCUGCUCAUCCUGUCGCUGGAAAACAAUGCUCUUAGCUCGCUGAAGGUAUCAUCAACGCUCGAGAAGCUAUACAUCGACGGUAACCAACUGUCCUCGAUCGAGGUGCAACUGAUUGAGUCGGCAGAAUUCAGUACACUCACGACCAUAUCGGCAGUUAACAAUAGCUUCACCAGUCUCGAGCCUUUCUACAAGUUUAAGAUUCUAUCCGAACUGGACGUGUCCUAUAAUAGGUUUGAAGAGCUGGAGCUGGGUAAACUGUGCCACGAAAUACUGCCCCUCUACACGCUGAAUGCGUCGAACAGUUUCGUUCAGCGCAUCAAGAUCGAUGACAAUGACUCACCGCCGACCCUUACGCAUCUUGAUAUCUCAAACAACAACGUCACGACGCUGGAUGUAGGUAGCUACGCACUGUUCCAGAACCUGGAGAACUUUGUGUUUGGAGGCAACAAGUUCGAUUCAUUUUCGGUGACCGACCUGAUUCAGAUGUUUAGGAAUCUGCAAACGAUCGGUCUCGAGGGCACGACUUGGAAGUGUGGUUUUUUGAACAGCUUGAAGGAGUCACUGACGGAGGUUGAUGUUGGCUUUUGGUACAAAUCCCGGAAUGAAGAAUAUGACAGUGCAGCGGAUGUGUGUUCGAAGGAGGUCGACGGUAUUUGCUGCGAGUAA